AUGUCGGAUCUAGAAAGUCACGAAGAAGUAUCCGAACAAAUAGAAAAUUUCAGCAAAGAUGAAGUGGAAUUGAAACUAGGCAAUACUUUUAGUAACACAAAGGAUUUAUCGUUAGAUUUAUCUUAUCGCAGACUUGUUUUCGAUAAUGAUGAUGAUCACAAUAAGAUAGAUUUUUCAAAACCUGCAGAGAUGGAACUAAGUCAUAGCGAAGAAAGUUUUAAAGUUUCCUUCGGAGGAAAGGAUGAUGAAAUACAUAUAUUAGCAGGCAUACGAUACGAAAAUAAUAAAGAGGGUGUAGAUGAAGACUCUCAAAGACAAUGCCUAUUGAUUUAUGACGAAAAUACACAUACGUGGACUUUAGAAUGCAUUGAUUAUAAUUAUAAUGUUGGUCCAGACGGUGAUUACGGGUCUGAUAUUGACCUUGAUGAUUUUGAACGUCAUUUUGAGACGUCGAUGAAAUAUGAUGAUGAUAUUGAACGUCAGUUUGAAACUUCGAUGAAAGAUGAAUUUGCUGAAGAAUUUGAUGCAAAUGCCGAAGAUAUUGAAGAUGAAUUCAUAGAAGGGUAUAAUGGAAAUGGUAUAACGAAUGGAAUACAUGAUGAUAAUGGGUACGAAGGAGGAAAUAGUGAUGAUGAAGUUAUGGAAGAUGAUGCUUUUGUGGAAGUUGAAAACCCAUUACAACCUUAUCCUCCUGGUGUCAACAACGUAAAUGACGAAGAGAUAAUAAAAAAUGAUUCUGAAUCAUCAGAUUCUUCUUCAUCUGGAAGUAGCUCGUCUUCCGCAUCAGGAUCUGAAUCAGGAGAUGAAGACGGAUCAGAUUCUGGCUCGGAAUUAGGUUCAGAUCUCGGUGACUUGGAGGCUUCUUUAGAAGCACAAUUAACUGAAGCACCCAAUAAUGACACUGUGAAAACGAAUGGAGUAAAUCGAAAGACAAAUCCUUCAACCGGCAGACCAGAAGGACCUAUAUCAUUGGCUGAAUUAUUUGGUGGAACAGGCAACGAAAAUGAUGAUGAUGAAAGUGGUUCAUCAUCGGCAA
This is a messenger RNA of Dentiscutata erythropus, 1036 nucleotides long. The record is from the annotation of a GenBank genome assembly. Lineage: Eukaryota; Fungi; Glomeromycota; Glomeromycetes; Diversisporales; Gigasporaceae.